AUGUACCGUCAAGUGUUGCUUCAUCCAGAUGAUAGGCGGUUCCAACUAAUACUAUGGCGAGAAAAUGAACACAAACCAAUCUCAACGUAUAUGCUUAACACCGUCACAUACGGCACAUCAGCGGCUCCACACCUUGCAAUACGAAGUCUCCAGUAUGCUGCUGAAAAUUAUCAUCAGGCGCAUGAACUAGGAAAGGCCGUUAUUCUAAACGAUUUUUACGUCGACGAUAUGGUCACCGGAGCGGACGAUUUGGCAACAUUGGUGCAAAUAAAAGAAGAAGUUUCUGAAAUAUUAAAUCACUUUGGGAUGGAAUUGUGUAAGUGGCAUUGUAGUCAUUGUAACUUAAAUGCAACUUUAGAACGCGACCUUCAGCUGAAUGAAGACACAACCAGUGCUCUCGGAGUAAAAUGGAGACCAGAUACAGAUGUAUUUCUGUUUUCGUUUAAACCUAAAAAAUUGGUAAGCGUUACUACUAAAAGAUCGAUUCUAUCAUUUACAGCUUCAUUUUUCGAUCCGUUGGGCCUAAUCAAUCCAAUCAUUGCAGUACCAAGAAUCAUAUUACAACAGCUGUGGGUACAAAAUAUUUCUUGGGAUGAAGGCAUUCCAGAGAUUUUAGCAAGUAAAUUUAAGGAUUUCAUUGAUGACUUGCAACAUUUACCACUGCUACAUAUUCCUCGUUUUGUACGAAUGUCUAACACAAUUGAAGUACAAGUUCACGGCUUCUGUGAUGCAUCUGAAAAGGCGUACGGUUGCUGCCUAUACUUGAGAUGUAAGGAUUCGUUGGGAACCAUAUGCGUAAACUUACUUACUUCAAAAUCAAGAUUGGCUCCUACGAAAACAUGUUCGUUGCCACGACUAGAACUCUGUUCAGCUCAAUUAUUAACGAAAUUAUGGGCAAAGGUACAACCGCAUUUAUCGUUUGAAAUAUCAGAAGUCCAUUUCUGGUCCGAUUCACAAAUCACACUUCAUUGGAUUCGCUCUGAAUCAUCAACAUUAUCCGUUUUCGUUGGCAAUCGAGUUGCCGACAUCCAAAAUUUGUCAACAAAUACUACAUGGCAUCAUGUUGAUUCAGCAAAUAAUCCGGCAGACGUCAUUUCGCGAGGGUGUUCGGUGCACACAUUGCAGUCAUCCAUAUGGUUUCACGGGCCAACAUUUCUCCAAAACGACAUUAAUGAAUGGCCUCUGCACUCAUCAGUGGAAUUACAGACCACACAUCUUAAUUUGGAACGCAAGAAAACGUGUCUGAUUAUUAAACAAAGGAAACCAUCAUAUAUUAUCGAACAAAUUUAUUAUUAUGGUAAUUAUCUUAAAUGUGUGCGUACAUUUGCCUACGUGUUACGUGUCAUUCAACCACGAUCAAGAAAUACUGAUGUACUCAAGGCUAGCGAAUUAAAAAAUGCUCUAUAUCAUAUUGUUUGGGCUAUUCAACAGCACCAUUUUGCUAGAGAAAUUACAUUGCUGAAAACAAAAAAAGCCAAUUAA
Molecule: messenger RNA, 1482 nt
Organism: Teleopsis dalmanni
Lineage: Eukaryota; Metazoa; Arthropoda; Insecta; Diptera; Diopsidae
Exons: 1
Coding region: 1-1482 (493 amino acids)
Source: RefSeq, a predicted model, not a curated record